Messenger RNA from Lytechinus variegatus (green sea urchin), 2731 nucleotides. Its product is annotated as MAGUK p55 subfamily member 6-like. The record is from RefSeq and is a predicted model, not a curated record. Gene Ontology annotation, molecular function: protein binding. Bases 373 to 2091 code for a protein of 572 amino acids. Gene Ontology annotation, cellular component: plasma membrane; cell-cell junction. NCBI's taxonomy places the organism in Eukaryota, Metazoa, Echinodermata, Echinoidea, Temnopleuroida, Toxopneustidae. The transcript is spliced from 13 exons.
ACGCCUCUGGAGCUCAAUGUGUGCGGCUUUCCUCCGCGAUCUUGCGAUCUUGCGGCUGUCAAGAUCAUUCUCUCAUCUGGUGGUGAGGUGAGGGUCUAGAUGCAUUGAAGAGUUCUUCUCACAUAGGUGUCAUAUCUUGAUACGAUGGUGGUUCACCGUGGUUGAUGUGGUUCUAUCGUGGAAAGUUGUGCCCCUGCAGUGCUUUGUCAAUUUAAACAUCGUCCAGAUAUAAAAACUAGAAAAGCAAGGGCAAUAUUUUUAAAUCUUGAUUUGAGCUUCUGACUUUGUCAGUUAUCCUGAUCUGUUUGCUGUUCCUGAACACCUGUGAAUGUAUUUCAAGUGGUUCACAUAUAUUUGAAAGUAUAUUUUUGAAUGAAACUUCUUAUUGAAAUAGAGAGAGAUAGAGAGAAUGACAUCAUGCCGGCUACAGACGGAUCGUCAGAAUCUGGUCAAGAGGCGGUAGAUGCAGUGGUUGAUAGCCUGGAUAUGCUAGGAAACUCUACCCAUGCACAGAGUGUUGAUUUACUAUUUCUCAAAGAAGUGAUGAAAAGUAGACUCAUGAAGAACCUUAUCAAGGCUCAUGAUACUCUUGAAGACACAGAACUGAAGCCUCAUAGAAUGGACAGUCUUGGCUUAGCAGCAGACAUCAUGGCAGAACUGACUCAGAUCAUUGGAUGUGAUAAUGGUGCUGCUGAACUUGCAGGGAUACUUCAAGAUCUCAACUUUAUUUCAUUACUGAGGACCCAUGACGACAUAGCAUCAGGGAACCUUGAUUCAUCAUCAGAGUUUGAUGACCACACCCAAGAUUUCUAUACCCCUGACUUCAAUGCGACGGGGGAUGCAAUUCGCAUGGUUGGCAUCAGGAAAUCAAAAGAUGAACCACUGGGUGUUACAUUCAAGGUAGAGGAUGGAGAGAUAGUAGUAGCAAGGAUAAUACAUGGAAGCAUCAUUGAUAAACAAGGUUUAUUACAUGUUGGUGAUGUCAUUCAAGAGGUUAACGACCAUGAUGUCAGCAAUGACCCAGAUGCCUUGAGGAAACAUAUCAAGAAAGCUGAAGGAAGAGUCACAUUAAAGAUUCGUCCAAGCUAUCAAGACUGUAUUAUGCUACCUCCAAUUUAUGUUCGAGCAUUUUUUGACUACGACCCUUCCAAUGAUACCUUGGUGCCAUGUCAGGAAGUUGGCUUGCCAUUCAGAAGAGGAGACAUUCUAUGUGUGGUGGAGAGAGAUGAUAUGGAAUGGUGGCAGGCCUAUGUUGUAGGGGAUGAAGGACAGUCGGGCCUUAUUCCAAGCCAAGAUCUAGAAGAAAGAAGGAGAGCAUUUGUACCUCAUGAAAACAUCUAUACAAGUGAACUGGUUGCCUGCGGAUUGGUCAAAUCCAAGAAGAAGAAACGUGAGAAGUAUGAGACAAGAAAGAACCACCAGUUUGAUCGAUCAGACAUUGUAAUCUAUGAAGAAGUUCAGGAGAUGCCACCGUUCCAGAGGAAGACUAUAGUUCUUCUUGGUGCUCAAGGGGUCGGUAGGAGAACACUUAAGAAUAGACUCAUAGAACAUGAUCCAUCAAGAUUCGGUGUUCCCAUCGCCCAUACAACAAGGCUUCCAAGACAAGGUGAGAAGAACGGAGUUGACUAUCACUUUGUCCUCCGCAGUGAAAUGGAGAAUGACAUCCUUAACCAUCGAUUCCUAGAGUAUGGAGACUUUGCUAACAACCUUUAUGGCACAACCUUUGACUCCAUUCGAGAGGUCAAUCAGAAAGGUCAAAUGUGUGUGCUAGAUGUCAACCCUCAGACAUUGAAACUUCUGAGGAACAGUGAAUUCUUGCCUUUUGUAGUGUUUGUAGCAUCCCCAGAUCUAGAAACUCUUAGAAUAUUACACGAAGCAGCUGCAUCAUCAGAAAAACAUGUCAUGGAUGCAGACCUACAGAAGACGGUUGAAGAGAGCGCUCGUAUCCAGAGACUGUACAGUCAUCUCUUUGAUUUCACCAUCGUGAACAGUAAUCUCAAUGAAUCCUGCCAGCAACUAUGUGAAGCACUGAGUGCCUUGGCUCAUCAACGGCAAUGGGUUCCUAUCGAUUGGGUCUACGAUGCCCCCUGACACCACCUGUAUGGAUGUAGUGGUGGUGGAGAUGGUGCACAAAACACCCUCUCGAUGCACUCCCUGGUAGAGUAGGGAGGAUAGACACCGAGACACAGACUGAGCUACGCAACCGAAUGAUAGGCACACAGAUACGAGGAAUAUCAUUGAGAUUCUAGCAAAGAUAGUGCACCCAAGGUUCCUUCAUUGCACUCAUUUGUAUGGGAUAUAUGGAUAGGAUUACGCUGCGUUCCAUAGUACAUGGCCACAUGAUAGAUAGUGAAGACGGGAAAAAUGAUGGAGGUAGUUCACAUAUUCCUUGCACAUUUAUAAUCAAGCAUGAGGAGAUAAGAAGCCAAUACUGCAAAAAUAAAGCAUACCCCAAAUAAUGGAUUGCUUGAGUCUACCAUAUCACUUUAACUAAAAUUCUGUGGUAUUUAUAUUUCUCUACUGCUUGUAGCAAUGAUUAUUACACAGAGAUGAAAUGUUCAUCGGGGCGUAUUUCAGGAAGAUGUAGAUGUGACUACAAAGUGCACUUCCAUUCCUAGUUUUUUGCAUGUAUUAUGACAGCAGCAAUCUUGGGAACGUUUCAUAAAGAGUUGCAACUGUUGUAACUUUGCCAUUAUGAUAGCUACACGGAAACCUUGAUUUUGAUUGGCUG